AGAAAUGCCCUCCAAUCACACUCACCAUAAUUCACCCCCUUCUGCUGUACCUACCUACACUUAACCAUUACCACUAUUUCUCUCACUAUACAUAUAUAUAUAUAUAUAUGAUUGCCUUGCAACUGUGAGCUAAUUAACCAUUCUGAUAAUUCCGAAGAAAUCAAAAUAUGGAGCUGAAACCGAGCGACGGCAGCAGGUCGUCGAGCAAGCACGAUGACGAAGAAUCCGCUAAUAAAAGCACCACCAGCGGCGGGGGCGGCGGAAGCUACCCGCCGGCGGAGGAUCUGAGCCUGAAGAGUCUCUCGAAGCUCAUAGUGCCUCCGUUGGGCGUGUCCGCCGACGCCGCUGCGCCGGAGAACGAUUCUCCCAAUCGAAGAAUCAUAUCUCCCAUGGAUUCCAGAUACAGAUGGUGGGAGACGGUGAUGGUGAGCCUGGUGACUUACUCGGUUUGGGUGUGCCCGUACGAGAUCGCAUUCCUGAACUCGAAUCCGACGGCGGCGCUGUACAUCGCCGACAACAUCGUCGACGUCUUCUUCGCGGUGGAUAUCGUGCUCACGUUCUUCGUCGCCUACAUUGAUCCCACCACUCAUUUACUUGUCACUAAUUCAUCCAAAAUUGCUAAAAGGUAUUUGUCGACGUGGUUUAUAAUGGACGUGGCCUCUACUCUACCGUUUGAGACUAUAGCCUUCUUUAUUACUGGAAAACACCACGGCGGCGUCACCUACUCCCUCCUCGGAAUGCUCCGUUUCUGGCGGCUCCGCCGCGUCAAGACUUUUUUCACCCGGCUUGAAAAGGACAUCAGAUUUAGCUAUUUCUGGAUCAGAUGCGCCAGACUGCUCUUCGUAACGUUAUUGCAAGUGCAUUGCGCGGCGUGCUUGGCGUAUCUGUUGGCCGACCGUUAUCCGAACGGCGGGAACACAUGGAUAGUAUCGGCCAUACCGAAUUUCAAGGAGACGACACUCCUCAUACGCUACAUCUCAGCCCUCUACUGGUCGGUGACCACCAUGACCACCGUCGGCUACGGCGACAUUCACGCCGUCAAUGCCCUCGAGAAGGUCUUCAUCAUCUUCUACAUGCUCUUCAACCUCGGCCUCACUGCCUACAUCAUCGGCAACAUGACCAACCUCGUCGUCGAAGGCACCCGAAGGACCAUGGAAUUUAGGAAUAGCAUCGAGGCCGCGUCAAGCUUUGUGUCCCGAAAUCAUCUCCCUCCGAGGUUGAAAGAGCAAAUUGUGGCCUACAUGUGUUUAAGGUUCAAGGCCGAGUGUCUAAACCAACAACAACUCAUCGAACAACUGCCGAAAACCAUCUGUAAGAGUAUCCAACAACACCUCUUUCUCCCAACGCUCGAGAAAGUUUAUCUCUUCAAAGGCGUGUCGCGCGAAAUCCUCCUUGUUCUGGUUGCGGACAUGAAGGCCGAGUACAUUCCCCCGAGAGAGGAUGUGAUCAUAGAGAAUGAGGCCCCCGACGACAUCUACAUCAUUGUGUCGGGGGAGAUUGAAAUGAUCGAGUGCGAGAAGGAGAAGGAGAAGGUCAUAUGGGGUUUCCAUUCCGGUGACAUUUUUGGUGAAGUCGGAGCAUUCUGUUCCACACCUCAAACGUAUACAUAUCGUACCAAGACUUUGUCUCAGCUACUCCGCCUCAAAACCACAGCUUUAAUUGAAGCCAUGAAGCCGAGACAAGAAGACAACGUCACGAUGCUUAAGAACUUCCUUCAGCAUCAUAAAAAGCUCAAGGAUCUACGUCUGGGGGACUUGUUUCUCGAAGGAGGUGAGGAAGAUGGGGAUUCCAACAUGUCGAUCAAUUUGCUAACAGUUGCCGGCACAGGCAAUGCCGCAUUUCUAAAUGAGCUGCUAAAAGCGGGGCUCGACCCUGAUGUUGGCGACGUGAGAGGAAAAACUCCAUUGCAUAUAGCCGCAUCGAAGGGGCACGAGGAUUGUGUCGUCGUCCUUCUAAAGCACGCAUGUAGCUUGCACUUGAGAGAUUCGCACGGCAACACGGCGCUAUGGGAUGCCCUCGCGGCGAAGCACCAUUCGAUCUUCAAAAUCUUGUACCAUUGGGCUUGCAUCUCCGACCCCUACAUCGCCGGCGACCUUUUGUGCACGGCAGCCAAGCGAAACGACCUCCAAAUACUAAAAGAACUCUUGAAGCACGGCCUAUACGUCGACUCCAAAGACAGGCACGGCCAGACCGCCAUCCAAGUCGCCACAGCCGAAGCCCACAUCGACGUCGUGAAAUUUUUGCUCAUGAACGGGUCCGAAUGCAAUGAAACGGUCCGCGACAACAUCCCCGCUGCAAAUCUAAAUGAAAUCCUGCAGAGGCGCGAAAUCGGACACCAGAUCGUCAUUCCCGCCGAAGCGCCGAGCGAGGUUACCUACAUUGGCGCCGCAAAUGAAAACGGGCAACGGACGGGGAGUAGCGACGGCGGCAAACGGUCGACGUUUCUAAGGAUUAGCAUAUAUCGAGGACAUCCGAGUAACCGGGCGCGGAGAAAUUGUACGGAGCCUGGAAAGCUGAUUAGGCUGCCGGAUUCGGUGGCUGAGCUGAAGAGCAUUGCCGGAGAGAAAUUCGGUUUCGAUGCGACGAAUGCUGUGGUGACGAACGAUGAAGGUUCGGAAAUCGACUCUGUUGAAGUGAUUAGAGACAAUGAUAAAGUGUUUAUAGUCGAGAAUUUAGAUGAGAUUCUGUAGAUCUUCUCAACGUUGUUAUAUUUUGAAUUCCAAAAAGAUAUAUAUAUUGUGAAAAAUCAUUGUGAUUCUUGACUUAAUUGAUUAAAAUUUGGGUCUGUUUA
Andrographis paniculata is the source of this 2791-nucleotide messenger RNA. RefSeq names its product potassium channel AKT2/3. The record is from RefSeq and is a predicted model, not a curated record. Gene Ontology annotation, cellular component: membrane. Gene Ontology annotation, molecular function: protein binding; voltage-gated potassium channel activity. Lineage: Eukaryota; Viridiplantae; Streptophyta; Magnoliopsida; Lamiales; Acanthaceae. Gene Ontology annotation, biological process: transmembrane transport; potassium ion transport. The transcript has 10 exons. The coding region runs from base 168 to 2690 and encodes 840 amino acids.